Triticum aestivum (bread wheat) is the source of this 887-nucleotide messenger RNA. RefSeq names its product ethylene-responsive transcription factor 1. The record is from RefSeq and is a predicted model, not a curated record. Gene Ontology annotation, molecular function: RNA polymerase II cis-regulatory region sequence-specific DNA binding; DNA-binding transcription factor activity. Gene Ontology annotation, biological process: regulation of transcription by RNA polymerase II; cellular response to heat. NCBI's taxonomy places the organism in Eukaryota, Viridiplantae, Streptophyta, Magnoliopsida, Poales, Poaceae. Gene Ontology annotation, cellular component: nucleus.
UAGAUUUCUUUCUUAAUCCUGAAGGCAGGCAGCCCAAACACGAACAAGUCGAAGACCCCCCCAACCCAAAAAUCCCCCAAAAUCAUCCGAACCCAAACUGAAAUCCCCACACCGAUACGCCUUCCUCCUCCCGUCUCGCCGCCCUCAUCAAUCCCGAACGAGGCUAGGGUUUCCGCCCGCCGCACCGCCAUGGGCUCCAGCAAAGGCUCGCCCCCGCCCUCCGCCGCGGGCCCCUCGUCGGCCGGGAAUGCCCCCGCGCCGGUGGGGCCGGUGCCGAGGCCGCCGGAGGUGGCGCCGUUCCUCACCAAGGUCUACGACAUGGUCUCGGACGCGGCGACCGACAAGGUCAUGUCGUGGACCGACGCAGGCAACAGCUUCGUGAUCUGGGACGCGCACGCCUUCGAGCGCGACCUGCUCAGCCGCCACUUCAAGCACCGCAACUUCAGCAGCUUCAUACGCCAGCUCAACACCUAUGGAUUUCGUAAAGUUGACCCUGAUAGAUGGGAGUGGGCCAAUGAGGGGUUUCUUAGGGACCAAAAGCAUCUUCUGAAAAUCAUUAAGAGAAAGAAGAGACCUCAGGAAGCAGGUCGUGAGUUGGAGAAGGCACCUGUCAAAGCUGCACCUGGUACUGAAAAUAUUGAAAUAGGAAGAUAUGGCGGGCUUGUAAAGGAGGUGGAAACCCUUAAGAGGGAUAAAGCUCUUCUCAUGAAGCAGCUCGUGGAUCUCAGGCUCUACCAGCAAAGCUCUAACCUUGAAGUCCAGAGUUUGAUUCAGCGCCUUCAAGUAAUGGAACAGAACCAGAAGCAGAUGAUGGCACUUCUAGCAAUCGUUGUCCAGAACCCUAGUCUUCUCAACCAGCUUGUGCAGCAGCAGCAGCAGCAGCGCAG